UGUGCCCUAAUAAUUAUAGCACGUAUCUAUUUGAAACAUAAUUUAAUGUUAGAACUAUUUAUUAACAGAAUAGCGAUGGUGUACUGAGUGUAAAAUCACACAGUUGUUUCGUAGCAGUUUAUAUGUCAUGGUUAACGUGCCGUGGAUAUUUAGAAGUGCUUGUGAACUUUGUUGAUAAAUAUUAAAAUGAGUACGUCCUCACAAGGACCUGGGGAUAACAGAAGUGAAACAACAUCUGAGACUGCACAGUUAGUCAGCCACGAUGAUUUAGCUUCGACUUCCAAUUAUACUCAGUUGAACAGAUCUAUUAACUAUCAAGACCCUCUAGAAGAUGAAUUUGAAGGCAGUCAUGGUGUCAGGCGGAGAAACACAGUGCAGAAGAUUGAGCCUGGGUCAACAAAUAUACUCUCUGCCAAAUUUGAAAGCUUGGACUACGACACCUGCGAGAACCAUCCCCUCCUCGACGAGGAGCGGAAGAGGGGCUACGCCUUCGUCAUAUGGAAGGACAUCACUCGCUGGUUCAUCUUCCUGCUCAUCGGAAUCAUCACGGCGUUGAUAGCGUUUGUCAUCGAUGUUUCUAUAGAAGAAUUCUCCGAGAUUAAAUAUAGGGAGCUUAAGAAAUCUGUGGAUGCCCACUUGCCACACAGAAUGUACGUCCCAUACUUGCUAUGGGUGUUAUCAAACAUUUGCAUAGUUUUCAUAGGUUCUGUGCUCGUCGCGUACGUUGAGCCAGUAGCAGCUGGCAGCGGGAUACCACAAGUAAAAUGUUACUUGAACGGAGUUAAAGUGCCGAGAGUCGUCCGCAUCAAAACGCUGUUUGUGAAAACCAUCGGCGUGAUCACUGCUGUGGUCGGAGGCCUCGCUGGAGGCAAGGAAGGUCCGAUGAUUCACAGUGGCGCGGUGGUAGCGGCUGGCAUUUCGCAAGGCAAGAGCACGACCUUCAACAAGGACUUCAAGAUCUUCCACUAUUUUCGAGAAGAUCACGAAAAGCGUGAUUUCGUGUCGGGUGGCGCCGCGGCCGGCGUGUCGGCUGCCUUCGGGGCACCCAUUGGGGGAGUACUGUUUUCAUUAGAAGAAGGCACAAGUUUCUGGAAUCAGGCGCUGACAUGGCGGACGUUCUUCGGCACCGUGGUCUCCACGUUCACGUUGAAUUGCGCGCUUUCCGCGUACCAUGGGCGUGCGGGGGAACUUAGUUAUCCAGGCCUCCUGAAUUUGGGAAAAAUGGAGCCGUUCCCGUUCCAGUUCUAUGAGUUGCCCGUGUUCAUGUUCUUCGGCGCCGUGGGGGGAUGUCUCGGCGCCCUGUGGAAUCACAUAAACUAUAAACUCUCCGUCUUCCGAAUUAGGUACAUAACAGCGCCGUGGCUACGAGUGGUGGAGGCUUGCCUAGUGGCGGCUGCAAGCGCGACCGUCGGCUUCCUCAUGAUGUACGCGCUCAAUGACUGCCGUCCUCUAGGCGAAGACCCUACUAAAGUACCGUUACAGCUGUACUGCGCCGACGGCGAAUACAACGCGCUCGCCGCAGUCUGGUUCCAAACGCCCGAAGCCUCCGUGCGCUCGUUCCUGCACAACCCCAUCGGCUCAUACAACCCAUGGUCCAUACUCGUGUUCGUGUUCUGCUACUUCCUACUGUCCGCGUGGACGUUCGGACUAGCGGUGUCGAGUGGUCUGUUCAUUCCGAACCUGCUCUGUGGCGCGGCUUGGGGCCGCCUGCUGGCUAUCCUGAUACAGCUCAUGGCACCUAAGAAUACGAUAAUAAACCCGGGGAAGUACGCCCUAGUCGGCGCGGCGGCUCAGCUCGGCGGGGUGGUCCGUAUGACCAUAUCACUGACGGUUAUUAUCAUAGAGACCACAGGGCAGAUAUCCAACGCACUGCCGAUCAUUAUCACACUGGUCGUCGCUAAGUGGGUUGGAGACUUCUUUAAUGAGGGAAUAUACGACAUCCACAUUCAGCUAGCGGGCGUCCCAUUACUCCCAUGGGAGCCGCCGCCGCUCGCCCACAACGUGUACGCCUCAGAAGUGAUGUCGCACCCCGUCUUCACGCUCCGCACCAUAGAAAACGUUGGCCACGUGGUGGAGCUGCUCAAACUGGUGUCGUACAACGGUUUCCCGGUCGUUGACCCGCCUCUGGCUGAUGACCAAGAAGUGCACACAUACAAGCGUCUCCGAGGCCUAAUACUGCGCUCGCAGCUGAUCGUGCUCCUUCAGAACAAGAUCUACAACGAGAACGAACACGAGAACGCGAACACCACGUGGGCCAGCUUCAACGUGGACAUGAACAUGUUUCGUAAGGAGUACCCGCGGUACCCGUCCAUCAACGAUCUGGAGAUAUCCGACUGGGAAAAAACCUGCACGAUAGACCUACGACCAUUCAUGAAUCCGUCCCCGUACACGCUGCCUACUCGCGCGUCGCUGCCGCGGCUCUUCCGGCUGUUCCGAGCCCUAGGCCUGCGCCAUCUGCCUAUAGUCAAUGACGUCAACGAGGUGGUGGGGAUGGUGACUCGCAAAGACAUUGCCAGGUACCGCGUCUGGAGGCAUCAUUUCAGCAUGGGAAUGGAGGAGUUAGUACUCUCCAGUGAAAUUUAAUUAAUUUAAUUAUGUAGUCAAAAAUUGUGUUGAAGUUAAGCGACAAAUAAUUACAAGUGAAUUAGAGUUAGACCAAGAAAAGUCUACAACGAUUUUAAUACCAUACGCAUAUGUUUAAAAUAACACUUGCACUAGUUGACCUGUGUGUGCUAUCAAAAUUUUUGCAGAUUUUUGUUGGUCUAACUCUAUCACUUACUCGUCUUUCAGUAGUGAGGCACAGGAACUCGAUUCUAAUCAGCUUAACUAUUUUAAAAUAACAUUAUCAUACCAUAUAUUCUAUUAAAGAGAAUGAUGUAUGGUUUUUGGAUAUGUGUGAUGCCCUGCCACUGUCAGGUAUCUAAGUUCGAUAUUACUAGAAGUAGUCAUUCUAAUUCAUUACUCCCAUUAUAACUUAAAUGGUAUAUAAGUAUUCUGCCAUUAACAACUUUAUCAAUUAAUUGUCACAUGCCCACUGCCCAGUGAUCUUUGAUUAUCUUAACAAUCGCCAUAAAUACAGGGUCACUAUUUGGAAAAUAUAUAUCUAUAUCUACCUAACCAGUACAUACAGUACUCAUAAGAAAAUUAGAGGCUCAAUAUAGUAUUUCUUAUUAAGAAUUAAAUUAUGUACUUUAUUUUGACGUGAUUGCUAAGUCGGGGCUGUGGGCCUACCGCGAACCACAUUCAAUGUAUUGCCUCUCUUUCACACUUGUAAAUUCGUAUGUAAGUGUGACAGGGAGGUAACACGUCGAAAGUGGUUUGUGGUAGGCCCUCUGUAUGUACAUUGUACACUUGAAACCCCUUGUAAGUCUUUCCUGCACAAGAGGUUAGAUUUGAUUUGAAAACAUUUGUUUGUUUAUGAAUACUAACUAGCAUCUAGAAGCAACACUAUACACAAAGUAUUCAAGAAAUUGUAAAAUAAAAUAAAAUUUUAUCUUUCAUAAACUUAGUCUCAUAUCUGUUGCAAGCCAUUUGAAUGAUAUAUUUCAACAUCAAAGUAAAUUAUGUCACAGAAUUGACAAUAGCAUUAAAAAUGUUAUGGAAACGAAAUCAUAAAAUACAUGAUAGUCAGUUUUUUUGGCACUGAAUGUGUUAAGAAGGUUGGCAUUGAAAAUCUAAGUAUACCUAAUAUAGUUAAAUGGAAGAAAUGUAUAUGAAUAUCAAUUGUGUAUAUUUGAAUUCCAAGGGGCCUGGCAAGAAUUGGCAAUCAUGUAAACUUAGUAUCCUCAUAUAUUAAUAUUGUAAUAUUAUAUGAUUAACCAUUGAAUGAAUGCUGUGCUAGAGUUUAAAUACAGUUGCAUUGGAUUAUUUCCAUGAGUAUUUAUGUAUAAAAUAUUUAUUGCUUGUUUUAUGAAUGUUGUAAUAAAUAUUAUUGUUUAUAUCUGCAUUACAUAUGUAUGUCAAUGUGAUAAUAAUUUUUAAGAAAAUUUUAUUGUCUUAUGAAUAAAAAUGUUUAUAUUGUUUUAUAA
Cydia splendana is the source of this 4028-nucleotide messenger RNA. It is a transcript of the gene ClC-b, whose product is annotated as H(+)/Cl(-) exchange transporter 7. The record is from RefSeq and is a predicted model, not a curated record. The transcript is spliced from 15 exons. Gene Ontology annotation, cellular component: lysosomal membrane; intracellular membrane-bounded organelle. Lineage: Eukaryota; Metazoa; Arthropoda; Insecta; Lepidoptera; Tortricidae. Gene Ontology annotation, molecular function: voltage-gated chloride channel activity. The coding region runs from base 187 to 2583 and encodes 798 amino acids. Gene Ontology annotation, biological process: transmembrane transport; chloride transport.